CAGUAGUGCUCCUUCUAUCGCUAGGGGAGGGGGCGUCCAACGAUGAUUGAUACGACGAUGAUCUCCGCAUGACAAGGGGAGCUUAGAGGCGGCUUUACGCUCCGUUAGACUACCUCUUCCUUCCUAUCUUAUUUCCUUCGUUCUUCCAUUCUUGCUCUCUUGUCAAAUCUCAUUAGAAAGCUCCAAGCUCUUAGAAUAUCAUAAUCAAUCCGUAUUCCACACCCGAUAUGCCUGUAGAUUCUAAGUACCCAGCACUUCCAAUUCCAGAUACAGACCUAUGGGGGUUUCUCUUCGAGCGGAAAGAUAGACCAUACCCUGACGACAAAGUCAUCUACUUCGAUCCCUACACCUCCCGAUCAUACACCUAUGCACAAGUCAGAGACACAGCUAUCGAAUUUGGGAAAGGUCUGAAGGGCCUCUGGGAUUGGCAGACGGGAGAUGUCCUCGCGCUAUACACGCCGAACUGCAUCGACACGCCCGCGGUAACAUGGGGCUGUCUAUGGGCGGGCGGGAUCCUGAGUCCGACCAAUCCUGGCUACACCGCCGAUGAGCUAGCCUUCCAGCUCAAGGAUUCAGGCGCGAAGGCUCUGGUGACGCAGAUGCCGUUCAUUAAGACGGCGAGGGAGGCUGCGAGUAGAGUCGGCAUCCCUCAAGACAGGGUCAUCAUCAUUGGCGACGAGCGCGAUCCAGAACACAAGGCGAAGCACUUCACGAGCAUUCAGAACAUCUCUAAGUCGACGAGAUGGCGGAGGACGAAGAUGAAGAAACCGAGUGAGGACCUUGCGUUCUUGGUAUAUUCUUCUGGAACUACUGGGCAUCCCAAGGGUGUCAUGCUCACGCAUCGAAAUAUCGUUGCGAAUACUAUGAUGAUCAAAGCCGCCGAGGCGGGAAAUCUCAAUUGGAAAGGCGGCCCAACUGGGGAGGGUGAUAAGCUAUUAGCUUUCCUACCUUUCUUCCACAUCUACGGCCUCACAUGUUUGAUUCACCAGAGUCUGUAUUCAGGCCUGCAACUCAUCGUCAUGCCGCGAUUCCACCUCGAAGACGUUUGCCGCUUCAUCCAAGAACUCAAAAUCACAUUCGCCUACGUAGCGCCUCCCGUCGUUCUCCUCCUCAGCAAAGACCCCGUGGUCUCCAAAUACGACCUCAGCUCCAUCCGCAUGAUGAACUCCGGAGCCGCUCCUCUCACGCGAGAACUCGUUGAAGCAGUCCACAACCGUCUCAAGAUCCCCGUGAAACAGGGCUACGGGCUCUCCGAGACGAGUCCCACCACGCACACGCAGCCCUGGAGCGACUGGAACAAGACCAUCGGCUCGGUGGGAACUCUGCUGCCGUACCAGACCGCGAAGUACAUGUCUCCGGAGGAGAAGGAGGUGCCGGUCGGUGAGGUGGGAGAGCUAUGGAUCAAGGGUCCCAACGUCUUCAAGGGAUAUCUGAAUAAUCCCGAAGGCACGGCUAAUGCUUUGACUGCUGAUGGGUAUUUCAAGACGGGCGACGUCGGGUAUCAAGAUAAGGACGGCAAUUUCUACAUUACCGAUCGCGUUAAGGAGUUGAUCAAGUACAAGGGAUUCCAGGUUGCGCCUGCAGAACUCGAGGGCUAUCUCGUGGCUCAUCCGAACGUCAACGACGUUGCCGUAAUUGGUGUCUUCGACAAGGAGCAGGCCACCGAGCUUCCGAGAGCGUAUAUUGUGCCCGCGAAUGGUCUUGGGAAGGGGGAGAAGGAGGCGAAGGAGAUUGUGGAGUGGCUGAACAAGAAAGUGGCGAACCACAAGAAGUUGCGGGGCGGUAUCAGGUUCGUCGAUGAGAUCCCUAAGAGCAUAAGUGGAAAGAUCUUGAGGAGGUUGCUCAAGGUAAAGGCUCAAGAGGAAGAGAAUGCAGCUAAAUCUAAGCUAUAAAAUGCAUAUGUAGAUAGUCAACUUCAAGAUGCUGUCAAAAUAUGGGCUGUCUCAUUUCAUUAUUGUCCUUGUUUGACUCUAUCUAUUCGCUG
Aaosphaeria arxii CBS 175.79 is the source of this 1984-nucleotide messenger RNA. Its product is annotated as 4-coumarate-CoA ligase-like protein. Gene Ontology annotation, molecular function: CoA-ligase activity. The transcript is spliced from 3 exons. Bases 228 to 1892 code for a protein of 554 amino acids. NCBI's taxonomy places the organism in Eukaryota, Fungi, Ascomycota, Dothideomycetes, Pleosporales. The record is from RefSeq and is a predicted model, not a curated record. Gene Ontology annotation, biological process: secondary metabolic process.